UCUUUCCGCCCCGAGACUGAGAGAGUAGUUUCCGGGGUGAUCGAUGGCGAAGCUGACUUUCGUCAAACAUGUCGCGCACUUGCCGUGCUUUGGCCUGAGCUAAGCUAGACUGGGCUGGGCUGGGCUGAGCUGAGCUGGCUUGUCGGUCUGGCUGCGCCAAUUCAUCGUGAUUAUUGCGCGCGAUCGUCGCUGCGUCGGCGGGAGUCGCAAAAGUGCCGCCUUCCAGACGUAUUCUUAGUACGCGCAAACUGUACCAAGCUCCAAAUUUAUAUUGUGCUAAUUAUACGCAUCGUGUGGUCGCUCUAUACCGCUCAGUUUGUUGCCUUUGCGAGAGGGAGUACCGCUCGCACGGUGGUGGUGCGGUUGCGACAAUCGCGGAAGUAUUGUGCAAUACGCGACGACGUGCGCGAAUGAUUAUAGAGCGAUGGUCGCCGAGCGACGAAACUGCGGCCAUGCGAGGAGAGAAAGAGAGUGGUUGAGCGUGUGAUGAGAGCGGAGGGAGGAGAAAAGAGAAGAGAAGAGAAGAGAAACGACACGAAGAAGUAGCUGCGAGUCGAGCUCGCGGCGAGAACCCUCUUCGGGCAUCCGCGUCGGGGCGAAAAGAAACGCGCUCUCGGACAGAUCCUCGCGCGGCAAGGGAGCCGCGCACGGUUGAACCAACCGAAAAUAGACGGUGGGUGCGAUGCAAUAUCGCAGUAUUGCCAUCCUUCCGGGAAAAACUGCGCUACGGAGAACUGCUGAGGAAGAACGCGGCGCGCUCGCAAAUAGACACGUUAUUACAUAAGAUCGUGCUGGCUCUUCGCAACAUCGCGAGGCGGUGCAAACGCGAGACGGAUCAGAUGAGCGAGCGCAGGUGUUGUUGUCGCACGUAGCAGCCGUCGCAAGGGACAGACUUUGUGUCUCCUCGCGGUGAGCGACCUCAAAUCCAUGAACAGAAGAAGAACCCGGACGGGAGCAGCGCAUCAUCGUCUCCUCCGGUCGGAGGAAGAGGAGAAGAAGAAGAAGGAGAAGAAGAAAAAGAAGCAGCAGCAGCGGGACGACGAGAGGACGCCGGAGGAUGCGACCUCGUCGUGCCGGCGGCACCGUCGACUGAAGGACGACAAUGCCCCGCGGUGGAUGACGGCGCGUGCUGCUCGCUGGCCGAGAUGUACGGACGUCAGGGUGAUUCGAGCGACGACGGCUCCCAGGUGCCGCCGUGGCUCGUGCGCGCCGAAGUCACGAUCCGCCACGGCAACGCGGUGACCUCUGAGACCGUGCGACUGCCGUCAGGCACCAGCACCACCACCGACGCGGCUGGCAUCCGCAUGAUAUGCCGUUGGAACACGGGCGAGGCCAACUCGGCGGCUCCCACGCCGACGCCAACGGCACCGGCCGCGUCUUCGUCGUCGCUUGACGGCGCCAGCGGCGCCGGUGGCUUCGGCUUUCAGCGCGGAAAUAUACUCUUCACAUCCACGCCGCCCGAGAGACCGCCUCAACGCACGCCCGCCGGCUCCUACAUCCUGCCGCGGUCCGGCUCGUCGGGCAACGACGAUUCCAUCUCGUCGACGAGAGGCCGGGCGAACGUCUCCGACUCCGGUUACACCAGCGAGCAGUUCUCGCAUCCGCUCUCGUAUUCGAGCUUACCCUCGCGACGGCCGUCUCAGCAGUACAGUCGCAGGUGCAAGAGCACUUACAGCAUCGUCCUGCAGUCCAACGCGGCUGGCGCUGCCGACAAGCAGCUCGACGCGAGCUCGAAGAUUGCUACCUCGACCGCCAGGUCGCCGAGAACCUCGUCCGUCGACCCUUGGCAUCGACGACCGGCGCACCAUCAACACCAACAGCUGUUCCCGCGUUAUCAAUUCAGUGCGGUGCCGGAAGUGUGCGAGGACUGCGCGGAGGGCGGCGCCGCGUCGAGCGCCUUCACCACGCACUUCUGCACGCGGGUCGCGGAGAAGAGCGCGAACAGAGCCGCGGCUGUCGCCGCCGCCGCCACCACCGCCACGAUCAGCAAAGACGCGGCCUCGCAAACCACCGACGUCGAGUCCGUGCGCUCUUCGUCGACCGUGUCGAAGAGCGGUAAAGUCAGGAGGAGGUCAGCCACCGGUGCCUACCGGUCGGACGAGAAGAAGAAAGAGCAGGAGAUCCGGUCGGCCCCGGCGUCAGCGGGCACCGCCGGUGGUUCCGUUGCUUCAGCUGAUUCCGAGAAAUCUGAUUCGUCGGCGAGAGAAGACAGCAGCAAGCGCAAGUCGCGGACAGUGCACAUUGACGUGUACUGCACAGGCUCGGACGACGACCUCAGCACGGGCUCGACCAGCGAGGACGAGCCCAGCACGCCGAUGACCGUCUUCGAGAACGAGGACGUGAGGAUCACUCACACCCAGGCGACGAACAACCUACCGCGCGGGUUUCAGGACGAGAACGCGUUCCUGAAGCGCAGCGCCGAACGACGAUGCGCGAGUUUCCGCAACGCGCCGAUGAGGAUGCCCUCGUUGGCUAGCUCGAAGGGAUACGACAGCGAAGUGUUGAGCUCGCUGUACCCGUCGCGGUUCAGCUCGUACAGCGCCAUACGCGACCUCGACUCGGCGCCUUGGUCGGCGGCGUCGUCCAGCACGGCGGUCUCGUGCGACUCGACGACUAUGACCUCGUCGAAGGACACGUUCUCGGACAUGGAGUCCUUGAUCAACAGCAAGUCGGGCUUGAUGCCGUGCGAGAGCUUCGAGUACGCCAACUCCACGGACCGCGACAGGAUGCGGCGGAUGGACCUUGGCUCGAAGGCCGACAAGGAGAAGAGCAAGACCUGGCGGUCGCCGCAGGUCGAGCGCAGGCAGCUCUUGCGAAACAAGAAGAUGAAGGAAUACUUUGAGAAGCACGAGAUCGGCUGGUCGUCCGCGGACAGCGCCGAAGAGUCCGACGAAAGCGGAGCGGUCGGCUGGAGCUUCGUGUCCGGCGACGACAGGCCGCGAUUCGUUAAGAAAGACCCGGCCGCGGGUCGCAGGGGUCAAGUGGAAGAAUCUAACGUGACUGAUUUAGAUGCGACAGCGCCGGCGCCGGCGCCGGCGCUGGUGGACAGAGACGCUCGAGAGAAGGAACGGCCGCGAACGGCCGAGGCGAUGCAUGCCGACGAUCACGUUCUGUACUCGAACAUUCUGCGCGAUCGUAUCGGUCCGUUCGGCUCGAAGAGUCCAUCCCCUCUACCCUCGACCAUACCUUCCCGCGUAACCUCGCCCUUCACCACCCCGCAAGGCGAACGGACCGAUCACAUCUUGAAGGCGUCGAUGUUCGGCGCGGUGGUCAGCGCCUUCCGAAAGCCUGGCCAUCACAUCGGUCCCGCGAAGAAUCCCGCGUGCUCAUGCGAGCAUUGCCGCAGGUUCUUCGAGCAGGAGGCGAGGGGACGCUCCUCUUCGUUGAGCGAACUUGAGCGUCACCCGGGCUUCAAGCUGCGGAAGGACUGACGUCUCGCCCGAACAUUGAUCUUCGCGAGCGCGUUCUUCUUCUUCUUCUAGAUUUUACCGAACGUCUCUGCGAGUUGUGAAAUUGCCGGGUGUUCUCGCACAAAUCGAGCACGAACACGCGCGCCUCUUUUAGUUAGGCUCAAUGCGUCAUACUGAUCGCGCUUUGCUCCUCGCGUUAAUCGCGAAGAGGACACUGCGGAAACUCGUAUAUUGUGAUUUGUGUGAUUAAUUUAUAUUUCUCCAAGUAUUCCACGGUAUACUGUAUAACCUUUUCUAUUCGAGUUCGUUGCCCACGAGCGAGCUCUCUGCGCUGCACAUUCUGCUGGGAAUUGAGCAUUUAUGAGAAUUAACAAUGAUGUAUUGUCGAGAUUGCGCUGUUGUUAAUAAAUAAAUAAAUAUCAAUGAUAUACGCACUCGUCUAUACUCGUCUGCACGUACUACGCAACCCCUUUGUGUGCUCGUAUAAUAGAUAGUCGUAAUGUUGCAUUAUUAUAUAUGUAUAUUUCCGAUGAAUGUUUACAUAAAUUGUGUGUGG
This is a messenger RNA of Harpegnathos saltator (Jerdon's jumping ant), 3966 nucleotides long. RefSeq names its product serine-rich adhesin for platelets. The record is from RefSeq and is a predicted model, not a curated record. NCBI's taxonomy places the organism in Eukaryota, Metazoa, Arthropoda, Insecta, Hymenoptera, Formicidae. The coding region runs from base 1146 to 3431 and encodes 761 amino acids. The transcript is spliced from 2 exons.